Molecule: messenger RNA, 657 nt
Organism: Anopheles nili
Lineage: Eukaryota; Metazoa; Arthropoda; Insecta; Diptera; Culicidae
Exons: 4
Coding region: 1-657 (218 amino acids)
Source: RefSeq, a predicted model, not a curated record
AUGAGCGGAACUAGAGACAACGUGACAGAUCUGCGGCUGGCGUUGUUCGGGCCAACGCUGGACGACUCAGUGCUGUACGGAAUUGAUCAACUGAUUGGAUGCUUUCAACCACGAGCCACUUCCGACGCACAGUCCUCUGAUGAAGACAGUUUCUACGCAUCCUGUGAAACACUACCGGUAAAGGAGAAGCUACUGCUACCCCACGAACCGAAGCUUUCCUUCGACGAAAUGAAUUAUAUCAUCGACGCGAUUGCCCAUUUCCGGCGAAGAAGUCGAGCCCGCCACGGAGACGGAUCCAGGGCACGACCAAGAAGCACACCCUUGUUACGCCACUCGCGAUGGGCACUCGCGCGAAUCAACGAGUACGAUGACGGAGCGAAGACUUAUGAAGUUAUGAAGGCACUAGACGAGAUACCAAUCCCGCCGAAACCAAAGUCACAGGACACGGAAAUUGUUUUCGCUGUCCUGCAGAAUGGAAACACGCUCACGUACCACAAGCAACGUCAACAACAACAACAACAACAACAACAACAACACAUACACCCGUGUGGCCUCCGCACGCGCCAUCAUCGCUGUUGGGCAGCGUUUUCUUUGGAGGCAGAGAAUUGGCAGCUCUUUUUUGGUCCAGCACUGUACCCACGUGUCGAAUGCGUGUGA